UAACAACAAUAAUAAUAACAAUAACAACAACAACAACAACAACAACAACAACAACAUAGGGGGGUUGAGCGUGCUGGACACGUUGAAGAGCCCGUUCCGGUUCGACGAUAGAACGCAUCCGUUUCGAUUCAGCGACGAGUUCGGGCCAACGGGGAUGCCCGUGAGACUGGGCGAGUCCCUGAUCCCGAAGGGGGAUCCGAUGGAGGCGAGGCUGCAAGACAUGCUCCGGUACAACAUGGACAAGUACGCGUCGCAGAAUCUGGACACGUUGCACAUAGCGAGGAAGGUGAGGGAGCUGUUGUCGAUACACAACAUCGGGCAGAGGUUGUUCGCCAAGUACAUACUCGGGCUGAGCCAGGGUACGGUGAGCGAGUUGCUGAGCAAACCGAAACCGUGGGACAAACUGACGGAGAAGGGGCGAGACAGCUACAGGAAGAUGCACGGGUGGGCGUGCGACGAAAACGCUGUAAUGCUGCUUAAAUCUCUGAUACCGAAGAAAGAGUAUGUUUCAGGCAAGGAGCAGGGAAUGCCAGCGUUCGCGCGUGGCCCACAGGAAGGUGGCCCACCUGAGAUGAGUGACGAGAGGUUGGCGCACAUUCUCUCGGAAUCGGGCCACUUACAAAUGAGAAGUGAGCACGAGGUGUCGAACGACGCGGACAGCAAAAGUCCUAAUAGAAUCGGUUGUCCGAGCCCGUUUAACAAAGAGAGGCUCGACAGUCAAAAUAGGAGACUGAAGAAAUACGAGAACGAUGACAUUCCGCAAGAGCAGGUAGUGAGGAUUUAUCAGGAGGAGCUGGCCAAAAUAAUGGGGAGAAAGGUGGAGGAUACGCGUGGACCCAGAGAGUUUUCUUCCAGUGGCGCGAUGUUCACGCACUUUUUCAGCGGCACGCAGGAGGAUUUCCGGCUGGCACUUGGCGCGUACCACCGUGAAAUGCAGAAACUGAACGCCACACCGGGUCAGAGCCCUUCGCUCAGCGGACUGCCGGGAUUGGCCGGGCUGCCCGGCCUGUUGGCGCUUCAGCAGCAAGCGCUUCAGCAGCACCACCUGGCGACGAACGGCGGAGGCGUCCAAGAUCUGAGCCUGGGCAAGGUGCAAGAUCCGAGGGGAAAGAUGAUAAACGGUGUUACGGAGGAGGAGAAGGAGAAGAUGGAGGAAGCGAUGAGACACGCGGGUAGCGCUUUCUCGCUGGUGAGGCCGAAACAGGAAGCUUCAACGGCGCCACAGUCGACGCCAGGUGGAUCCAGCGCGAGUUCGCCUCUCGGCAACUCGAUACUUCCACCGGCUAUGACACCUAGCGAGGAGUUUUCGAGUGCAGCGGCGGCUAGCCCUCUUCAGAGGAUGGCCUCCAUCACGAAUAGUCUGAUCAGUCAACCGUCCACGCCUACUCACCACACGGCCAACCAGAGGCCGCUGAAAGCGGUACUUCCACCCAUCACUCAACAACAGUUCGACCUGUACAAUAACUUGAAUACGGAGGAUAUAGUUAAGAGAGUGAAGGAACAAUUGUCUCAGUAUUCCAUCUCCCAACGUUUGUUCGGCGAAUCCGUGUUGGGCUUGUCUCAAGGAUCCGUCUCCGACCUGUUGGCGCGUCCCAAACCGUGGCACAUGCUGACGCAGAAGGGCCGCGAGCCUUUCAUCAGGAUGAAGAUGUUCCUCGAGGACGACAACGCGGUUCACAAAUUGGUGGCCAGCCAAUACAAGAUCGCCCCUGAGAAGCUGAUGAGGACCGGCGGCUACGGUGGCCUGCCUCCCUGCGGAACGCCGAUGAAGCCCAUGCCUCCCACGAAACUGGUCCAGGAACAGCUUCAAAAUGCGGCGAAGGCGCAGGCAGCGGCGCAGGCGGCUGCCCAGGCAGCGUUGCUGAGCAAGCCCAAGCCUUGGCACAUGCUGAGCAUAAAGGGACGGGAACCGUUCAUCAGGAUGCAAUUAUGGUUAUCCGACGCUCACAACGUCGACCGGUUACAGGCGCUGAAGAACGAGCGCAGGGAGGCGAACAAGAGGCGGCGCAGCAGCGGNGACGCAGCAGUCCACCGAGCUUGGCAGCCCCAAGGAAAGCGUGGUGAAACACGAGCCGGAAGAAACGUGGGAUUAUUAAAUCGGCCGAUCGAGAUCGAGAGUCUUUGUGUCCGCUGUUUUUUCGUGAUAUCCGUUUUCUGCGUGGACUACGGCCUAGUUAAGUUCGUAGAGAGGGGGAAAGAAAAACCAGUCAUAGGAUUCGACCAGGCCUGGUUGGUCGAUUCCUGCCUACCACGAGGGCAUUAUCAAUAG
Apis dorsata (giant honeybee) is the source of this 2269-nucleotide messenger RNA. RefSeq names its product homeobox protein cut-like (gene cut). The record is from RefSeq and is a predicted model, not a curated record. The transcript is spliced from 7 exons. NCBI's taxonomy places the organism in Eukaryota, Metazoa, Arthropoda, Insecta, Hymenoptera, Apidae. Gene Ontology annotation, molecular function: DNA binding. The coding region runs from base 155 to 2269 and encodes 704 amino acids.